Messenger RNA from Onychostoma macrolepis, 1787 nucleotides. RefSeq names its product activating signal cointegrator 1 complex subunit 1 (gene ascc1). The transcript has 10 exons. The record is from RefSeq and is a predicted model, not a curated record. Gene Ontology annotation, molecular function: RNA binding. Lineage: Eukaryota; Metazoa; Chordata; Actinopteri; Cypriniformes; Cyprinidae. Gene Ontology annotation, cellular component: nucleus. Bases 95 to 1150 code for a protein of 351 amino acids. Gene Ontology annotation, biological process: DNA alkylation repair; regulation of DNA-templated transcription.
CUUUUAAGCGUGACGCUGGAAGCGGAAGUGAGCGCGGAGUCUCGUCUUCCGUCCAGUUUCAUGCAAACAAACAACAGCUCGAAGUUUGUUUGUGAUGGAAGUCUUACGGCCGGCUCUCAUUAACAUCAAGGGGAGAAUUUACAGGAAAAAUCCAGUUCAGGAGGAAUGUUAUGAAGAAGAAGAGGAUGAUUAUUCAUAUUCGGGAGAAGCGGCUGAGCAGUGUCUGGACGAGCCGUGUGACGCAUACGACAUCGAGCAGACGGACCGAGGCUUCCGCUGCGCCAUAGACGUGCCCAGCGUCCUUUACAAGUAUAUUAUCGGUAAGAAGGGAGAGACUCGUAAACGACUGGAAUCGGAGACUAAAACUUCCAUCAGCAUCCCGAAACAAGGCGUGGAAGGACAGAUCGUAAUCACAGGUGCACACAGAGCGGCCGUCGCCUCAGCUGUAACCCGCGUUGAGGUUUUGAUCGACAGCUUUCGGAGGAAGCAGCCGUUCACACACUUCCUGUCAUUUGCACUAAACCAUCCUCAGGUGCAGCAGGGCUUCCUGCGCUUUCGAGAGCAGGUGCUGGAACGCUGUGGACAGGACGCAGGCGUGGAUGAGAGUAUUUUUCAGAAACCGGCUAAACUCCACCUGACCGUCGGUACUCUGGCCCUCCUGAACGAACAGGAAGUGACACGCGCGAACAAGCUCCUGCAGCAGUGUCAGGACGUUAUCAGAGAUAUAACUGAAGCAAAACCACUUCCUGUGGAGGUCAGAGGAAUUGAGUAUAUGAAUGAUGACCCGUCGAUGGUGGAUGUUCUGUAUGCCAAAGUAGCUGUUCAAGAUGGAUCUGACAAGCUCCAGCAGAUCGCGGACAGGCUCGUGGAGUGUUUCGCAGCAGCCGGUCUGAUGGAGCGGGAGCGAGUGAAGAUUCACGGCACCGUCAUGAACACACUGUUCCGGAGAGAUCCGUCAGCGGAGGAUAAAGGAGCUUCAGCAAGACCCAACGCUAAAGAUCGAGAAGCUUUUAAUGCCAAAAACAUCUUACAGAUGUUCGGCGAGUUUUAUUUCGGCGCGUUUGAGCUGGAUUCGGUUCAGAUCUCUCAGAGGUUCUCCACUGACGGCACGGGAUACUAUUCCUCGGCGGGACACGUCACAUUCUCAUGAUGGGACACUAAAACACUGCUCUGGACUUUGCUGAUGAAUGCAUCACAAUUCUCUGUUUUGCAAUUGAAUUAUGCAUUAAUAAUCAAUGUUAUGCACUGUAAAUAUUAAUAUAAAUAACAUAAAGAGCAUUUUAAUGGAACGGUUUUGCGUGUGCCCUUGAGGGCAGGAUCAUGUCAUGAAUAUUUCUGGGCCUUUUCCCUGAUGUUUUAAUUGCAUAUAUUUGCAAAGUGUUUUUAGUCUUUUUUUAGGAGAGUGCUAGCAUACAUAGCAAUGAAAGCAACACUUUUACUGAUGUGUUUGUGCAGCAUGACAUUGAUGCACAUUAUGUGAUGAUUGAGUUUGUCAUCUUUAAGUGAGCUUUAUAAUGUCACUGUGUUCAGAGUAAUGUGGUGUCGUAGGUGAUGCUGAUGGUUAAAAAUCUAAAUGAAAGCAACUGCUAUAAGAUCAAAAUACAGCAUAAUAAAGACCCAAGAGUCUGUGCACUACAGUGAGUUUGAUCUCAGGUAAGUGUGUUAGAAAAUACUCUACUUUAAAGGGUCCUUUCAGGGAUUUUUUUUGGGGGUCUCUUUUGGAGUUUGACCUUUCCUCGUCACUCACUGCUUUCAUUAUAUGGAGUAAAAACACUGAAGAAAGAACA